Symbiodinium pilosum is the source of this 696-nucleotide messenger RNA. The record is from the annotation of a GenBank genome assembly. NCBI's taxonomy places the organism in Eukaryota, Dinophyceae, Suessiales, Symbiodiniaceae.
AUGGACGGAGCCAUCAAUUUCCAUGAAACGUUAUCUGGGCAAGACAUCGAGCUGUUCCUGCUCUUUUCAUCGGUAGCUGCAUUGCUGGGCUCGCCAGGGCAGGGAAACUACGCCGCUGCCAAUUCUUUCCUGGAUUCUUUCGCACUGCAUCGGCAUGCAAGAGGUUUGCCUGCACUGAGUGUGCAGUGGGGGCCGUGGGCUGAUGUUGGCAUGGCCGCUCGAAGUGGAGUUGGCGGACCAGGUUUUUGGGCACCCAAGAUCAGUCCUAAUGAUGCCCUUCAGGCACUCUCAGCCACGAUUGCGCUGCCCGGCAGAGGGCCUCCAGCUCUCAGCAUCACACGCAUCAAUUGGUCUGUGCUACUCCGGCGCAUGUCUCGCAUACCACCUGCCUGGGUGGAGUGGAAGGCGCAAUGGGAACGUCCAGUUGAUGCUGCAUCUGAAGAUCGGACAAGCGCAGAUCAGCCGCGUACGCGUUUUGGAGGACGCCAGCUGCAGACGGGCGCUCGCCGACCUUUGGCGACAGGCGAUGGUAUUCCUUUUGGGCUCGGCUUGUCAUUGGGCAGCAUUGGAGCUGGUGUGCGUCUGCCUCUCACAGAGAAGCCGCGAUUUACAGCUCCCGUUGCUCAAGCAGGAGCUGGAGGUGAACACUUGACAGACUCCUCUUCUGAUGAAAAUGCCGGGGCUCGCGGGCUUUGA